Molecule: messenger RNA, 1209 nt
Organism: Coprinopsis cinerea okayama7#130
Lineage: Eukaryota; Fungi; Basidiomycota; Agaricomycetes; Agaricales; Psathyrellaceae
Product: pre-mRNA-splicing factor SYF2
Exons: 5
Coding region: 1-1209 (402 amino acids)
Cellular component (GO): Prp19 complex; post-mRNA release spliceosomal complex; catalytic step 2 spliceosome
Source: RefSeq, a predicted model, not a curated record
AUGCCUCCCAAAGGAUCCAAGAAGAAGGGCGGACGCAAAGCCAAAGCUGCAGUCGUCGAAGAAAUUCCCAAUGUCGAGCCGGAGGUCGAAACGCCUCAAGAGGACACCCAAAUGAACGUUGACGAACAGACAACCACUGAACAACCAGAAGCCUCGACAUCAGCUAAACUCGCCUCGACAGUCACCAAUGCCGUGGUCGAAGCCGAGCAUGCUGUAGAACACGCUGUUGAAAAGGUGGUAGAAAAGGUGGCCGAGGUCGGUGGGGCGGCGAAGGAGUUUGUCGAGGAGAUGACGAUGACUGGUGUGGAGAGUGGGAGCAGUGGAAAUGCGAGUGAAAGUGCGACGCCGGGCGCUCAGGAGUCGGGCAAAGACGAACCUAUGGAACAGGAUAGCUCCAGGGAGGCCAGUCAGAGCGCUGAGGCGGAAUCGAAACCGAAACUGACGCUUGAAGAACGAAGAGCAAAGAUGGAGGCUUUGAGGAAGAAGAUGCGUGAAGGGACCAUGGCCAAUCGACAGUCAUUAGCUGAAGAAACGGCCAAAGCCAAACUCACUGCUCGCGAAUUGGCUCGGCUCGAGAGACAGCGCAAACUUGCUGAGACACUGCGGUUAAAGGCAGAUGCGGAGGAAAGAGGAGAGGAUGUGGAGAGGAGGAAGAAUUGGGAGUAUACCAUCGAAGAAAAUGAUGAAUGGGAAAAGAAGUUGGCAAGGAAGAAGCGGAGAGCAGACUUUGAAUUCCAUGAUGAUGCCCAGGCAUCGAGACGCCGAUAUAAGAAGGAUUUAGACCAAAUCAAACCCGACCUAGAAGCCUACAACCGACAGAAGGCUCUUGCUAUGGGCCUCAAUCCCUCGGCGAACGCUCUCACGUCGUUCAGCUCGACGGACGUAGUGGCGUCGUCAUCUUCGUCUGCUUUGCAGGCCGUGUCAAGUGAAGAGCAGCGUAUUGCCGCUGAGAACCUUUACCGUGACGCAAACACCCUCAUCUACGGCGACAGCAAACCCUCCGACGAGGCAAUCGACAGAGUCGUUGGCAAGAUCAAUAAGGACAUCGACAAGAAGGCCAAGUUCCAUCGCAAGCGUCUCAACGAAGACGAAGGCGACAUUACCUACAUCAACGAACACAACAGGGUGUUCAACAAAAAGAUUGCCAGGUAUUACGACAAGUACACUGCCGAAAUCAGAGCGAGCUUCGAGCGUGGUACUGCUCUCUGA